Molecule: messenger RNA, 117 nt
Organism: Kluyveromyces marxianus DMKU3-1042
Lineage: Eukaryota; Fungi; Ascomycota; Saccharomycetes; Saccharomycetales; Saccharomycetaceae
Gene: OST4
Product: olichyl-diphosphooligosaccharide--protein glycotransferase OST4
Exons: 1
Coding region: 1-117 (38 amino acids)
Source: RefSeq, a predicted model, not a curated record
AUGAUUUCUGAUGCUCAAUUAAAUACUUUGGUGCUUUCUUUUGGUGUCGUGAUGGUAGCACUAAUCACCUUAUACCAUGGGAUUCAAUCCACCAUAGUGAACCAUAAGAAACAGUAA